Messenger RNA from Aspergillus calidoustus, 708 nucleotides. The record is from the annotation of a GenBank genome assembly. NCBI's taxonomy places the organism in Eukaryota, Fungi, Ascomycota, Eurotiomycetes, Eurotiales, Aspergillaceae.
AUGGUCGCAGACGCUCUGGUUUAUCACCCGGCGCUGGCGCACUACCUGCGCUUCGUUGCUACCACAGUCGGCCGUGAUAAAAUCCUCCGUACCCUGCAAUACUUCUCUCGCUUCUACGCUUGGUAUCUGUAUCGCACGAACCAGCCCCAGACCGCCAUCGCCCCGUAUAAUGCGAUCAAGAAGCAGUUUGGAACGACGCGAAAGAUUUUGAGAAUCGGCAAGUUCGUUGAGCACCUCAAAGCUGCUGCUCUUGCAGCCGAUAACAAGGGUCCCAUCGACCCCGUCCUCCGAUACCUAGCUAUUGGUCGCCAACUCGGCUAUGCUGGUUAUCUCUCUCUUGACACAAUCACCGUCAUUGAUACAAUUGGCGUCCGUAAGCUCGCCAGCGCCAAGCGCUUACAAGACUCUGCAUACCGCUCCUGGAUGUCUGGCUUGGUCUGCAGCGCGCUUGCAGGUGCUUACACUCUUUGGAGACUGAACGAGAAGAAGAAGACCCUAGAUCUGAAGGAGGGAGAAGGUGUCGUGGAGGCGAAGAAGCUUGAGAAGGAGAGUGCCGCCGCCCGUAUUCAGCUGAUUUCCGACCUCUGCGACCUGACAGUCCCGGUCUCCGCCCUUGGCUUCGCGUCCCUCGACGAUGGGCUGGUCGGCAUCGCUGGUACCGUGAGCAGUUUGAUUGGUGUCUGGAGCCAAUGGCGCAAGACCGCCUAG